Messenger RNA from Drosophila suzukii, 1322 nucleotides. Its product is annotated as transcription factor Ouib. Gene Ontology annotation, biological process: regulation of transcription by RNA polymerase II. The record is from RefSeq and is a predicted model, not a curated record. Gene Ontology annotation, cellular component: nucleoplasm; nucleus. NCBI's taxonomy places the organism in Eukaryota, Metazoa, Arthropoda, Insecta, Diptera, Drosophilidae. Gene Ontology annotation, molecular function: DNA-binding transcription repressor activity, RNA polymerase II-specific; zinc ion binding; RNA polymerase II cis-regulatory region sequence-specific DNA binding.
AUAUAGCAAAGAAGAAGCAGUGUUAUUUUGAUCGUUAAUUUUGGACAGGACAUUUGUUUGAUUUUAAAUGGAGCUAAGAUUGGACAUGCUGACCCUGUGCAGGACCUGCCUGCAGGAUGGCGAGGCCCACAUGGUGUCCAUUUACGAGGGAGGUGAUGAUAAGCUGCGCGGUGGCAUUUCCCUGUGCGAGAAAAUUGAAAGUUUAAGUGGAAUUCAGAUAAAGCCCACGGAGGAGGAGGUCCUGCCCACCAGGAUAUGCCUGAGAUGCAAAGCAUUCCUAACCCUGGCCCACAAAUUCCGACAGAUUUGUCAGCGCUCCAAUGAGUUUCUGAGGGAAUAUGUGGUAAAGGAUGCAGUGGCAAAGGAUUCAAUGGGCGAAGUGGAAAAGAAUGGAGUAGAGGAAAUGGAAAAUGAUGGAGUGGAGGAAGCGGAAAAGGAUGCAGUGGAGCAAGUGGUUAAUACUCCGGAUCCCACUCCUCCUCCACCUGCGGCAUCGGAGCAAUUCGAACAACUGGAGGUGGAGGUGCUCGAAGAGGGAGCUUGGUCUGCCGAAGAUUUGAUCGAGGAAACACCACAACCUCUACUUGCGGAGAAGGAGAAGCCCAUGGUUCUGGCCGUGCAACUGCUUCCAGCUCCAGUUCUGCCUUCUUUCCCAACUCCUUCUGCAGUCACCCCCAAACUCCAUGUGUGCGAGAUUUGUGGCAAUGGAUAUCCCAGGAAGAGUACCCUGGAUAGCCACAUGCGAAGGCACAACAAUGAGCGACCCUACGAAUGCGAGAUCUGUCACCAGAGCUUCCACGUCAACUACCAGUUGAAGCGCCACAUCCGCCAGCACACGGGGGCCAGACCAUACACCUGCCAAUAUUGCCAUCGCACCUUCGCUGAUCGCACUUCCCUUGUGAAGCAUGAAAGAACUCAUCGAAACGAGCGUCCCUAUGGCUGUAAAACCUGUGGAAAAACAUUUACCUAUGCUAGUGUCCUAAAAAUGCACUACAAAACACACACAGGAGAAAGACCUCACACAUGUCGACUCUGCAGCAAGACCUUUGCCCGCAUGCACAAUCUGGUGGCUCAUCUGCAGACUCAACAGCAUCUAAAUGAUCCACGACUACCAGCCUAUCUGAGCACCUUCAAAAUGGGAAGUACUGCAACUGAUGUUUAGGACGUUUUACCUCUUUCGAAUAAUACUGAUAGAACAUAAAAGUCAAAAGCUUCCUCAAAGACACACCUAUUACAAAAGUGUAAAUAUAAGUUUGACACCGAAUUAGAGUUUUCUAGAAGCAGUUAAUCUUCCAAGUAUACAAUAACUUGAUACUUUGUAU